Molecule: messenger RNA, 3654 nt
Organism: Lachnellula hyalina
Lineage: Eukaryota; Fungi; Ascomycota; Leotiomycetes; Helotiales; Lachnaceae
Gene: RAD26
Product: DNA repair and recombination protein
Exons: 1
Coding region: 1-3654 (1217 amino acids)
Biological process (GO): transcription-coupled nucleotide-excision repair
Cellular component (GO): nucleus
Molecular function (GO): ATP-dependent chromatin remodeler activity; ATP binding
Source: RefSeq, a predicted model, not a curated record
AUGGACUCCGAGAGCCUGAAUCCAGUGGCCUCCGAGUCCGAGGCAGGUCCUUCAUCUUCAAGUCCAGCUACCAUGAAUUUACAGGCAGACGCAACCAGCACCGUGGCAGAAGCUUCAGGUGCUGUGUCCGACAUUCCCCUCCAAGAGAACGGCGGGGCUGCGAAUCUGCUCGGGGAAGAUGAAGCCAGUGCGCUCCAGGGUUUGACUGAGGAUGUUCGAGAUCAAGAUGAUCUGGAAAGAGACAUUACGAAUCAGGCCAACCUGGUCAUGAUCGAGCAAGAAGACGAAAGGGAUCAGAAGCGAAUCGACAAGGUCAAAGCCAACAUCGAGAAGCUUGAAGGCCAAAAGCACACCCAACAGCGCAAGCUGAAUGCCUCCUCGAACAACCCUCUUAUGCGCAACAGAUGUAUGUCCGAAAUCGCCCGUAUCAAUGCAGAUAUUACAACAUUCAAGGAGGAUAUUGUGGACAUACAGACUCGCAUAGAUGCGAGGCACCAGCACGAUGAGGUUACAGAGAGUCAAGCAGAUGCUGCUGGUGGUAAUCAUCGCAUGCCAAACGAGACUCAGCGAGAUUUCCUCAUCCGGACCGGCAAAAUCACACCAUUUGCUCGGGCUGGUCCUGAAGGCUGGGCUGGUGGCGGUCUCACUGAAGUAUUGAUGAACGCAGAGGAAGAUGCAACCGCAGAUGGAGGCGACGAACCUAUUGCUGAAGAUGUGGAGCCCAGGUCUCACCAAAACCUUCGAUUACCUGGAUUUGCGGAUACUCCCGAAAGUAUUAGUAGUGCUCCUGAAGAUGAGUUCUCUCUACGGCCUCGAAAGAAACGAAGACUCGAGAAUGGUUCAGCUUCAACGAGAUCGAAUACUCGUCACGCUUCACCUGACGACGAGAGUGCUGAUUUCGAGCCUGCGCUUUCAGACAAUGAUCUCGAGGAUUUCAUUGAGGAAGACGAGGAUGAUGAGCUUAUGACUUCUCGAACUUCGAGGAAAAAGAAAACCACCAAGUCCACAGCGGAAGAAAAAGUAGACCUAGGUGCUAUUGAUGAUGGUAAUGAGCAGAUGUAUCAGGCAAGGCUAUCCCGUUGGGUUGAGGCGAGAAGAGCAGCUCGACGUAGGAAGCUACAAGAUAACGAAGCUACCGAGGAGGAACUUGCUGCUGAAGAGGCUGGCGAGGACGAGUGGUUCAAACCUUGUCCAGAUGAACCUGAUCAUCAAUUCGAAAAUGGUAUUAAACUUCCUGGAGAUAUCUACCCAGCGUUGUUUGACUAUCAAAAAACCGGUGUUCAAUGGCUUGGAGAACUCUACUCGCAGCAGGUUGGUGGAAUUGUUGGUGAUGAGAUGGGUCUAGGAAAGACCAUACAAAUUAUAUCAUUCCUGGCCGGACUCCAUUACAGUAAGAAGCUAACGAAACCUAUUAUUGUUGUUGCUCCUGCCACGGUACUUCGGCAAUGGGUCAAUGAGUUCCAUCGAUGGUGGCCACCUCUGCGAGUCUCGAUCCUUCACAGCUCUGGAAGUGGCAUGCUGAACGUUGGUAGUGAGGAUCGAAUGGAAGAAGUGGAAGAGUUAUACGGUUACAGCCAAAAGAAGCCAGCAAAAUCAUCAAAAGCGGUCAAGAACAUUGUAGAUCGAGUUGUAAAGCACGGACAUGUCCUUGUUACUACAUAUGCUGGCCUGCAGACUUACUCCGAUGUGCUCAUUCCUGUUAUUUGGGAUUACGCUGUCCUUGAUGAGGGACAUAAGAUUCGGAAUCCAAACACAGCAAUCACCAUUUAUUGCAAGGAACUGAGAACCGCAAAUAGAGUCAUCCUUUCUGGUACUCCGAUGCAGAACAAUCUGAUCGAGCUCUGGUCUUUGUUCGACUUCGUCUUUCCUAUGCGGCUUGGUACCCUUGUCAAUUUCCGGCAGUCAUUUGAAGUCCCAAUCAGACUCGGUGGCUACGCCAAUGCUACAAAUCUGCAAGUUUUGACUGCGACUAAGUGUGCCGAGACACUCAAGGCUGCUAUCAGUCCAUAUCUCUUGCAGCGACUCAAGGUUGAUGUAGCUUCCGACCUUCCGAAGAAGAGCGAGCAAGUCUUGUUUUGCAAGCUCACGAAACCUCAGAGAGAAGCAUAUGAAAUGUUUCUAGCCUCUGAAGAGAUGAGCUCGAUCAUAAAUCGUACGCGCCAGUCGCUGUAUGGAAUUGAUAUUCUACGCAAAAUAUGUAACCAUCCAGAUCUAUUGGAUAAGACAACAAGAGGCAAACCCGGCUACAAGUGGGGCAAUCCAAACAAAUCCGGAAAGAUGCAAGUUGUGAAGGCUCUAUUGGAAACGUGGAAACGUUUCGGACAUAAGACCUUGCUCUUUAGUCAAGGCGUUCAAAUGCUCGACAUCAUUGAAGAUUUUAUUAGAGGUCUUGACGGCUUCAACUAUCUCCGUAUGGACGGUGGUACAAAUAUCAAGGACAGACAAAGUCUUGUGGAUCGCUUCAAUAAUGAGCCAGAUCUUCACGUCUUCCUCCUUACUACAAAAGUUGGAGGUUUGGGAGUCAACCUGACUGGUGCCAACAGAGUCAUCAUUUUCGAUCCAGACUGGAAUCCAUCAACCGAUGUGCAGGCUCGUGAGCGAGCGUGGAGACUAGGCCAAAAGAAAGAAGUUACCAUCUACCGUUUGAUGACUGCGGGUACAAUCGAGGAGAAAAUAUACCAUCGACAGAUCUUCAAGCAAUUCCUUACAAACAAGAUUCUGAAAGACCCAAAACAGCGUCAGACUUUUCAGAUGAAGGACCUCUACGAUCUGUUCACCCUUGGAAGCAACGAUGAUGGCACAACCGAGACUAGUGAAAUGUUCAAAGGAACUGAAGUCCAAUUCGACAAACCACCUGAACCCGCAGCUGCCGAAGACUACUCGGCAUUAGGACAAGCAGGCGCUGCUUCUGCAGUGGAGAACGAUGUGGUAACCCAAGAAGUCACUCAACUCAGUCCAGGAGCAGAAGCGCAAGGCGAUUCUGAAACCGAAAUCCGCGGUCUUGCAGGUGUUGCAAAUCUCGAACAGUUUCGUGGUGACCCUUCAGAAAAUAAACCAACUUCUGACGAGGCUAGACUAAUGGAGGGUCUCUUCGCACGCUCCGGCGUCCACAGCGCGCUUGAGCACGACCAGAUCAUCAACGGCAAGAAGAAGAUAUCUGCUGACCGCAACAUGCUAGAGCGCGAAGCAAAGAAAAUAGCGGCUGAAGCAGCGGCCGAGCUACGCAAAGCUGGCGAAGUUGCAAGAGCGCAAGAACCUGGAACCGUGACAUGGACUGGUGAUUUCGGCUCUGCAGGAAGACCAGUGAACAUUCGUAGAGGCGUGGGACCGAGCUCGGCUGGUAUUCUCGCGGGAUUGGCAAACCGACAGGGCAUCUCGAAUGCUGCGAGUGCGAGCAGUUCUCGAUCUGGAACUCCUGGCGCUGGUGCUGGGCCUAAGGGAAAGGACUUCAUGAAGUUGAUCCAGACCUUUAUCAGGAGACAAGGAGGUUCGGCGCCCAGUCAGGCACUUGUCAAUCACUUCAAUGCUAUGUGCAGUAAUCCUCAGCAGACGGCGGAAUUCAAACAUAUGCUUGGCGAGAUUGCUAGGCUUGAGAAGGGUGGUGGUAAUAGCAGGAUGAGAGGUCGAUGGGUCUUGAAAGAUGACUUUAAAUGA